Mus caroli (Ryukyu mouse) is the source of this 1073-nucleotide messenger RNA. RefSeq names its product olfactory receptor 1f45-like. Gene Ontology annotation, cellular component: membrane. The record is from RefSeq and is a predicted model, not a curated record. Gene Ontology annotation, molecular function: G protein-coupled receptor activity; olfactory receptor activity. NCBI's taxonomy places the organism in Eukaryota, Metazoa, Chordata, Mammalia, Rodentia, Muridae. Gene Ontology annotation, biological process: G protein-coupled receptor signaling pathway.
UUGCACAGACUUUUGUAGGGACAGAAAAUGCCUCACUAGUCACACUCUGUCCAGGACUUUUUCCCAAGAAGAGCUGGCUUACCUUCCACCAAGUAUCCCAAGGCCAGAAGCAUACCUUCCAUAGGACAGCCAUGGAAGGAGCCAACCUCAGUGGGGUGUCCGAGUUCCUGCUGCUAGGCUUGUCACAGGACCCCAGACAGCAGCAGCUGCUCUUUUCUGCCUUCCUGAGCAUGUACCUUCUCACAGUCCUAGGGAACCUGCUCAUCAUUCUGGCCAUUGCUGCUGAUCCCAGGCUGCACACCCCCAUGUACUUUUUCCUGGCCAACCUGGCCUUUGUAGAUGUCUGCUUCACCUCCACCACCAUCCCCAAGAUGCUGGCCAACCAUGUGUCAGGACACAAAGGCAUCUCUUACUCUGGUUGCCUUACACAGAUGUUCUUCUUCAUCUGGUUUGCCGGCAUUGACAGCUUCUUGCUUACUGCCAUGGCCUAUGACCGCUUUGUGGCCAUCUGUCACCCUCUACAUUAUACAACCUCGAUCACACCGCGGCUGUGUGGCUUCCUGGUCACUGCAUCCUGGGCCUCAGCCUUUGCAAAUGCCCUGACCCACACAGUCCUUCUGACUCGCCUCUCAUUCUGUGGCCACAACCAGGUCCCCCACUUCUUCUGUGAUCUCAGCCCACUUCUGAAGCUGGCCUGUUCAGAUACCUCUCUCAAUGACAUCAUGGUGUACACUGUGGGCGCAUUGCCCAUCAUCACCCCCUUCGUGGGCAUCUUGACCUCCUACACACGCAUCUUCACAGCAGUGUUGAGGAUCCCAUCUACAGGAGGGAAAUGGAAAGCGUUCUCCACCUGUGGCUCCCAUCUCUCCGUGGUGUCCCUCUUCUAUGGGACACUGAUUGGAGUGUACUUCAGUCCCACAUCCUCCCACACAGCCCAGAAGGACACAGCAGCUGCAGUGAUGUACACUGUGGUCACCCCCAUGAUGAACCCCUUCAUCUAUACCCUGAGGAACAAGGACAUGAAAGGUGCCCUGAUGACCUUUGUCCGAAGGACGGCAGUCCUUGUUAAGUAG